UAUGCAUAAAAGAGAGGUAGAAACAGUGAUGAAGAUGGGAUCUUGGCCGAGGAAGAGACUUUCAUUGCGCCGAAAGCUUCAAACUCAAAGGAGCCUUACCAGGAGGAAAUCCGUACGCACUGCAAAAGUCAAGAAGAGUUCCACGGUCAUGGAUGCAAUGCUUCACAUCUGCCUACUGAAACUCAAGCUUGAAGCACUCCGCAAAGAGACUUUAGAUCUCAUGGCCAUCAAAGCAAAGUACUUGGAACUAAUUAAACAACCUCAUGUUGCCAAGGAAGUGAAGGUGGAGAAGAUUGAGGAAGGAUUUCGUGUAAGAGUGACAUGCGAGAAAGCAGAGGACACUUUGGUUUCCAUCUUAGAAGCGUUUGAUGAAAUGGGUCUUAAUAUUCUACAAGCUAAAGUUUCAUGCAAUAGCUACUUUGCCAUGGAAGCCAUUGCAGCUCAUGUAGCUCAAAAUCAAGAAUACAAGCUGGAUGUGACAGAUGUAACACAGGCAAUUAUGAAGGCCACCCAGAAGCAAGACUUAUGCUGCAACUGAUGAAGUGAUCAGUAACUUUAAUUAAUUAGUGCUAAUCAAUGUCAUGAUCGGAGACAUAAACUGUAGUAGUGCG
This is a messenger RNA of Argentina anserina (silverweed cinquefoil), 611 nucleotides long. RefSeq lists its product as uncharacterized. The transcript is spliced from 3 exons. Gene Ontology annotation, molecular function: sequence-specific DNA binding; DNA-binding transcription factor activity. NCBI's taxonomy places the organism in Eukaryota, Viridiplantae, Streptophyta, Magnoliopsida, Rosales, Rosaceae. Gene Ontology annotation, biological process: regulation of DNA-templated transcription. The record is from RefSeq and is a predicted model, not a curated record. Gene Ontology annotation, cellular component: nucleus. Bases 2 to 538 code for a protein of 178 amino acids.